Molecule: messenger RNA, 1984 nt
Organism: Vespa crabro (European hornet)
Lineage: Eukaryota; Metazoa; Arthropoda; Insecta; Hymenoptera; Vespidae
Exons: 3
Coding region: 1027-1695 (222 amino acids)
Biological process (GO): septate junction assembly; regulation of tube size, open tracheal system
Cellular component (GO): septate junction; membrane
Source: RefSeq, a predicted model, not a curated record
UUUUAUUGCGCGAAUUUUCAAAAAAUUGUGUCUAUCGAUCAUUUGGACACGUGAUCAUAUAUCGAUAGUUAUAUUUUACGAUGAAAAAUUUAUUUUUGUUAUUAUUCCGUUUAUUCUUUUAUCAUUAUUUUGUUUCUUAUUGAUUAUAUUAUUGAUUUUACAAAAUUGUUGAUUUAUAUGAAAUUCUAUUAUGAAAUCGAUAUGAAGGAAAAGUGAAGAUUCGGUCAUCACUCAAAUAGGCUUGUAUAACAUUUUUAAUUAUUUUAUAAUUAAUAUUUAAAUUGACAUUUAAAUUAAUAAUUGCUCGUUUAAGCAUUACAUAGGUUAUAACACGUUAAAUAUAAAAUAAUUUUCACGUAAUAUUUCGAAGUACAUAAAUCGCAAAGUUUACUUAAAUAAUAUAAAACUUUCGAUUGCUUUAAAUCCAUCUAAAUAAACUACGAAGAACACGGAGUAUAAUAAACUAAUAUUUAAACAAUAAUCUAUUUAUUUAAACAUGCUCAUUAUUUUAUAUAAAUUAUUUUAUUUUUCUCUUUUCCUUUUCUGUUUCAAUUUUUUUUUACUGCGUGUAAAAAAAUUUUUAUACACGUACUAACGACGUACUCUCUUUCCAUAACCUUAUUAACUGGAUUAAUGUUGAAUUGUAUGUUUUAUUUAUUUAUUUAUUUUUUUUUUGUUUUUCUUAUAAAUUCUUAUUUAUUCUUAUAUAUGUUCAAAAAUACAUUGUGUCAGAAAUAUAUACGCAUUUUCCUUAUUAGAAUCGUACGCAUAUAUAACAUUGCGAACAAGUUGUAUAGAAUAAAGCAUUAAGCUUCUUUGCGUGUAUGAAGAAUAUAGUGUAUCACAGAGUAUUAUUUUACACCAUACGUCAAACUAGUAAUUACACACUUGAGAAAAUAAUACGAGUAUAUUUUAAGCCAGUUAGAUGCGUUAGAUGCUUUCAUAACUGGUUCGAUGGAUAUGAGGUUAUGUUAAAUGAAAUUGUAUUUUAUUGUAUGACAAUUGGAGUAUAUUGAAUUUUGCUUAAUGGGGAAGAUAAGAAGUUUAUCUGGUGAUGUAGGUGUUGGUAUUCUUUUAUUGGCCUUAUUUUGUAUUAGCAUAGCAUUUGGUACAUCGGCAUGGUUGAUCAGUGAUCCUAGAAUGAUAGGUGCUCAAUUUGCUAAACUGGGUCUUUGGACGCAUUGCUUUAGAUCUUUACCAAGCCCAUAUGAAUCUGAUGCACCUACACAAUUUUUUGUAGGUUGUAGAUGGGUUUAUGAUCCAUUUACUAAGGGAUACGAUAAUAUACGAGGCUUUUUAAUGCCACCUUUUAUGAUAGCUACUCAAUUUUUUUUCACAAUAUGUUUUCUACUUGUUCUAAUAUCAUUUGGAUUAAUGCUGCUGUUGGUAUUAUGCUGUGGUCCAGAGGAAAAAAGAUAUAUCUUACUUAUUAAAAUUAUUAGUUAUUUAUUAUUGACAAGUGGUCUGCAUGGUUCUAUAGCCGUCAUCAUAUUUGCAUGUUGUGGAAAUAAGGAUGGUUGGAUGCCAGGUCAUGAAAAUAAUUAUUUCGGAUGGUCUUUUGCAAUGGCUGUAGUUGGCACUACCUUAGCUCUUAUAGGAGGUAUACUGUUCCUUAUCGAAGCAAAUAUACAGAACAAAAAGCGUAAAUAUCUAAAAGAAUCUCAAACGCGAUUUCAAUUAGAAUCAAAUACAUAGAGUUUGCAUUUAUGCUGGAACAUUGCACAAUAUUCCUUUGGAAGAGCUUUAUUAUUUUAGUGAAAAGAGUCAAUAUAUUUAGUUAUAUAUAAAAUAAUUAAUGCCGUCCUUUCUUAAAUAGAAAACAAAACUUUAAAGAAAAAUUAGUUUUUUUAUAGUUAUUUUUAAGAUAUAUGAAAUAUAUAAUUAUAUAUAUAUUAAAACUACGCUUUUUAUAUCGACUAUAUAUUUGUCUUUGUGAUUGUCCUAAUAUUUCAUAUGUAUCUUUUCAUCAGAGUAUAUGUAUAUA